Molecule: messenger RNA, 2841 nt
Organism: Neolamprologus brichardi
Lineage: Eukaryota; Metazoa; Chordata; Actinopteri; Cichliformes; Cichlidae
Source: RefSeq, a predicted model, not a curated record
CCUCUCACACCUCCCUCACUACUGCUUCACCAACGACCCGCUGCAGCUUUAUUGUGGAGUGAUUAACCCGGGCCGAUCGGUGCACCACGCAACUUAAAGGAUCCAUCCGAAGUAAAUCACUGCUCACACCACGGCCCAAGCGUGCUUACUCACCGGGUCCUUGAAUAUCACCUCACUACCUGAUUAGGACGUUGUGUCCUUUUUAGCGCAAUGACAGCCAAGCACCGGAAAGCGAAAAACAACCACAAACAUGAAGAUAACAUAUUCAAAAAUGAAGUUAUGGAGACAGAAGUUCGCCCUGGAGGGAAUAACUACACACUUCUAUUGGUUUUAUUUCUGAUUUUUGUGAUUGGAGGUGCCACCGGAGUGUGGUUCUGUUUCCAGCAGUACCAAACUUUAACCUACUUAACAGACAAUCUCAUGGGCAUACAGAUGAAGAUAGGGAAACUACAAUCCUCCCAGGAAGAAAUGCGACAGUCUGGCAACAAGCAGCAUAUUUCGGACAACGUGGAGGCCCGACUUAAUGCCCUUGAGGAGUCCUAUUCACUGGCCCAGAAGCAGGUGGGUAUGGCCUUAGCUACAGCCGAACAGCUCAAGACAUCAGACCUCCCCGCUCAGGUGCUGUCACUCCACACAGAGAUGAAAACCCGCCUGGCAGAGAUGCAACAAGCCACAGUGUCUCUGGAGCAACUGAGCCAGCUGCAGACCAUGUUGAAAGGAAAGAGUGAGGAGUUUGAAGAUGUUAAAAUGAAGGUGGAGGUUUUAGCCACUCUGACUGGUGAGCUAGCCCAGAAGGUCGACAUCUUGACAGGCAGCCUGGAAGAAGCAGAAUCUAAGCUGGAGGAGAAAGUUGUAGAGAUUGCCACAGUGAGUGCCGCCCUGGAUAGACAGGCUGCUGUGAUGCUUAGACUGAAGGAGCAGCUAGACGCCUACCAGACUCAGUUGAAGGCUAGCGUGGUCGAAAUGACUACUGUCAGAGAGUUGUUUGAACAUGAGCAGUCGCAGCGGCUUCAUCAGGCCAGAGUACAGGAGCUUAAUGUGUCUGUGGCAGAAACUAAACCUGAGACCAAGCCUUUGGAAAAGACAGAGGGAGAAACAGUUCCUACAACUGAAGAAGAGGCGGAAACCAAAGAGGAAGAGGAAGCUGCAGGAAGUGAAGAAAAAGAAGAGGAGACACUUGUAGAAACUGAAAAAAGAGAAGAAGAAGAAGAAGAAGAAGAAGAAGAAGAAGAAGAAGAAGAAGAAGAAGAAGAAGAAGAAGAAGAGGAGGAGGAGGAGGAGGAGGAGGAAGAAGAAGAAGAAGAAGCCUUAGGAACUGAAAAAGUAGAAGACAUAGACACUGAAGAAGAGACACCCAUAGCAGCUGGAGAGGAAGAGGUAGCUGCACCAGCUGAAUCAGAAGAAGAAGAGACUCUUCCUACAGCUGAUGAAAAAGUUACAUCCACCCAAGAGGAAGAAGAGGCAGAGUCUGAUGAGCCAGAAGAACUAAAUACACAAGAUACAGCUCCUGUUGAAAAGGAGGAGUCUGCGACAGAAGAAACUGUUCCUACACAGCAGGCAGAGGCAGUAGAGGAAGAUGAUGCAAAACAAGAGAAGUCUGUUACUGUAUCAGAAGAAGAGAAGGGACACACAACACUGACAGAAGAGGAGGGACACAAUGCUGAAGAGCAGAUGCCUGAAGAGGAGAACCGGAAAGGUGAUGAAGAGGAGGCACCUGAAAGAGAGAAAGGUGAGGACGACUCAACAGUCCAAGAUGAGAGUCUCAAAGCAAGAGAUGAGGAUGAGACUGUGUUGGAGAAAGAGGAGUCGGAAGACGAUGAAAGGGAGAAGUCAGAAGAACACGUACCAUCUGGAGAAGAGGAGCAGCUUUGGAAGGCAGUGCUUGAGGCAGAACAACCAGAUGUAGAGGAAGAAGUGUCAGAAGCAGAGGAUGAACAGCAGGAAACAGCAGAUGAAGAGGAGAACCAUGGUGCAGAGGACCCACAGGAGGCUGAUGAAGAAGAGGAGUUUUUAGAAUUUGAUGCUUUGCCAGAAGACAAAUUUAGACUCCUUUUUUCUCCAGCCUCUCCCUCUCAUCCCUGCAGCAUUGUCUCAGUUCUUCAGUCUCUGACCUUCCACAGGGACCAUGCAAGCAUUUGUUAGCAGCAUGACAGAGUGUCAAGAUUUGAUUCCAUUGGAGAGAGUGCUACAGACAAGUCACUGGGCCGUACCAGCUCAUACACACGCAGAGAGGCAAGGCUGGCUGCACUGAAUAAACAGGAACAAGACUCCACUGCCAAAGACUAUAAGAAGAUGUAUGCAGAAGCUUUGCAUGAAAAUGCAAAACUCAAGUCCAGGUUGCAGGAGAGCAAACAAGAGCUAGCCAAGAUACGUUCCCAACUGGAGAAAGUCACUCAGAGACACGACACAAUAUCUGAAAGAUCUUCAGCACUUGAAUCGGAAAAAAGGGAAAAACAAACCCUUGAGAAAAGAGUGUCAGACAUGGAGGAGGAAUUAAAGGCUUUCCCUGCUCUGGCUCAGGUCCAGACCUUGCGGAGAGUGAACGAGUGUCUCCUGGCUGAAAAUAGAGCCAUGCUUCGCGUCCUCGCCCGCCUCUCUGAGACGGCCUCGAUGCCGGAGACAGAGGACCUCUGAUCCUCUGAGACCUUUCCCCCUUCCUCUUCUCCCCUUCCUCAGCCACAUAAUUUCUACUUCUCUUUCCUUCUGGUGCCUCUACAGCCCCUUCAACCUCUGCUGUGUUCCUCUCAGGUCUUAACAGAGCUCAAGUCAGACAACCAGAGACUAAAGGAUGAAAAUGGUGCUCUCAUUCGAGUCAUCAGCAAACUGUCAAAAUAAAAAAAA